Molecule: messenger RNA, 4413 nt
Organism: Pogonomyrmex barbatus (red harvester ant)
Lineage: Eukaryota; Metazoa; Arthropoda; Insecta; Hymenoptera; Formicidae
Gene: lap
Product: phosphatidylinositol-binding clathrin assembly protein lap
Biological process (GO): synaptic vesicle budding from presynaptic endocytic zone membrane; clathrin-dependent endocytosis; clathrin coat assembly
Cellular component (GO): clathrin-coated pit; clathrin-coated vesicle; synaptic vesicle
Molecular function (GO): SNARE binding; clathrin heavy chain binding; phosphatidylinositol-4,5-bisphosphate binding
Source: RefSeq, a predicted model, not a curated record
UCGGCACUGAGCGCCGCCGCCAUCUUGGCAGAUAGAAGGAGCCUGCUGUCGCCGUCGGCCGCCGACGUAACGCCGUCCAGCUGAGCCGUUAAAGCUGAGCGCGAGCUGUCUGGCUCCGCUGCUGGUGAACGCGGAGAAAUCGCGGCGAGUUAUCGUUCGUGCGAUCGCAGGAACCGGCCGAGGAGGCGGAGACGGCGGACGCGGAGGAGGGAAGAAUUGGAGCGCAGGAGGAGAACGAGAACGCGAGGAGAAGUGCCGGAAGACCGGAAAAAGCAGCGCGGCGGGCCAAGUAUAAUAUCGGGGUGAGCGGAACGUCGCGGACGCCUCGCGCUGGUAGCGCCUGGUCUCGGCUGUCGCGUUUGCCGUCCGUGUCGUGUCGUGUCGUGUCGUGUCGUGCCGUGCCGUGCCGUGUCAGUCUGGUCGCAUCGCCGUGCUCGUGCCGCUGUGGUGUCGUGUGCGGUGAAGUUAGCCGGAGUGCCGAACCCCGUGCGGUCUCGCUCUCGUCCGUCCGUCCGCGUCGCGUCAAGGACGGCCAACUUCACUCGCUUCUCGCGGCCGUCGGAAUUCCUCGCGUCAUUGUCAUCGUUGCCGUCGAUCACGCGGUCUUUUCGCGGUCAUUCGUUCUACCGGGGCACGAGGGAGGAAAGACACUCGGCCGCGCCGGACGGAUCGCCGAGGGAGGAUACGCGAUUUCAUCGUGAACGUGAGCUGCUGCUGCUGUUGACUGCUGCUAUCACCGUGACAGCGGGACAGUAUGGCGGGACAGACGAUCAACGACAGGCUGCUGGCCGCGAGGCACAGCAUCGCUGGCCAGGGCCUCGCCAAGUCUGUCUGCAAGGCCACCACGGAGGAGAUGAUCGGACCCAAGAAGAAGCAUCUCGACUAUUUAAUCCAUUGCACCAAUGAGCCGAACGUCUCCAUACCGCAGCUCGCUAAUCUCUUGAUAGAGCGGUCGCAGAACACAAAUUGGACAGUAGUCUUUAAGGCCCUGAUCACCGUGCAUCACAUGAUGUGCUAUGGCAACGAGAGGUUCACGCAAUAUCUCGCAUCCAGCAACAGCACGUUUCAGCUUAGUAAUUUCCUUGACAAGAGCGGCGUACAAGCAGGAAUACGCGUGGGAUAUGACAUGUCACCCUUCAUCAGACGUUAUGCCAAGUAUCUCAACGAGAAAGCUCUUUCCUAUAGAACGGUAGCGUUCGAUUUCUGCAAAGUAAAAAGAGGGAAGGAAGACGGCACUCUACGCACAAUGAACGCCGAGAAACUCCUGAAAACUUUGCCGGUACUGCAGUCGCAACUCGACGCACUGUUGGAAUUCGAUUGCACGGCUAACGACCUCACGAAUGGCGUCAUAAACAUGGCCUUCAUGCUCCUCUUUCGAGAUCUUAUCAGAUUAUUUGCUUGUUAUAAUGACGGCAUCAUUAAUUUGUUAGAAAAAUAUUUCGACAUGAACAAGAAGCAGUGUCGAGACGCUUUAGACCUUUACAAGAAAUUCCUAAUACGCAUGGACAGGGUCGGAGAAUUUCUCAAAGUCGCGGAAAAUGUUGGCAUUGAUAAAGGGGACAUACCAGAUCUGACGAAGGCACCUAGUAGUUUGUUGGAUGCUUUAGAGCAACAUCUCGCUUCCUUGGAAGGAAAAAAGGGUUCCGCUGCGAAUACGCCAACGCAGUCGGCAAGCAGCAAUAGAACCAAUGUAAAGUCGGGAGUGUCCGCCCUGUCUUCCACCAGUACCGCGUUCGGAACAGCAGCCAGCAAUGCGCGACUCGAGCAAACCGGGAAUGGCCACAUCGACGAGGCGUUGCGACAGCAAGCUCUCGCGGAAGAGGAAGCUGCCAUGAAUCAAUACAAGGCAAAAGUACAAUCGCCGUCAAGUACUAGUACGAAUCCGUUCCUCAGUUCACCGACUAAUAACGCUAAUCAGCCGAUCGUGGACCUAUUUGCAACGUCAGCAUCCGAAAGUCAACAGCCACAAUCUCAGAAGGCAUCGGAUGAUCUAUUGCAAUUGGCGGGCAAUCCGUUCGCAAACAUGUUCGGGACGCCGCAACCGGCCGCAGCAGCCACGCAACCCGCUGCUCAGAUGCAGAAUAAUAUGUGGAUGACCAACGGUACUGGUUUCGCGUCAACUGCGCCACCAGCAAAUAAUAACUUUGUUACAGAUAAUAGUUUUUCCUCCGUAUUCGGAAAUCAAGAUCAGCAAUCUACUGGCGCCCCAGGAACGGCGUCCGUACCUAAUCCCUUCAUGUCCGAUUUCCCAACCCUCGGUACUGCUGGCGGCCAACAAGCGACAAACGCGGCCGCCUUCGGGCUCUUUGAUCAGAACGCCGGCAGUGAGUCGGGACAGACGGUACAAACGGGAACGGCGCCAGCCGGAGACUUCUUCAGUGCCGGUCAGGCGGAUCUCUUCGGGGGUGACGGGCCUGCCGCUGCCGCCGCGAUGCUGAGGAACCCCGCGAACGGCGGCGACGGGGAUGCUGCGGCGGCCGAGGUGGUGGCGUCGGCGGCGUCUCCCGCCGCCGGCAAGACAUCGUCUACGGCUACGCCGCCACCUAGACCACCGCCACCCGCGACCGCCGUUGCUGCCGCGAACGGUGCCGCACCGCGUGCAUUGUCUCCGACCGUCGGUAUCGGCGGAGGAGCAUCACAUGGUAGGCCAGCGGUGGCGACGGCGCCAACGGCGACAGCGGCCCCGGCACCCUCCGCUAGCAAGAGCGCUUUCGACGAUCUCAACGAUAGUAUCCGCAUGGCACUGGGUGGGUCUCCAUCACGGCCGGCACCAAUGGUCCAGCAGCAACAACAAGCUGCGAUGAUCGCUCAGCAACAGCCGCUGCAGCAACAAAUGCCGCCGGCAGCAGUGGCGGCGGCCGCUGGUAUGUUUGGCAUGAACGACCCUGUGACCGGGCAACCAAUGAUGACCGGUGUGCCGAUCGUCGGCUACGGUAUUCCUACCCAAGCCCAAGUUCCCGUGGGGUACGGUUCGCCGGCAAAGCAGCCGAUGUCAGCCACGGGACAACCGGUCAAUGCAGCCAGCACUGGCAAGGUUUUGACUGGAGAUUUGGACAGCAGUCUAGCUAGCCUCGCACAAAACUUGACCAUCAAUAAAAGCGCGCAGCAGCAAGUCAAAGGAAUGCAGUGGAACUCACCGAAAAACGCCGCGAAAACAGGUGGUCCAGCUGGCGGAUGGUCACCACAGCCAAUGGCAGCUACCACUGGUGCUGGAUAUCGACCCAUGGGUCAAGGAAUGACGCAGCUGCUACCUACGUCCACCACAACUAUAGGCUUCCCAUCACAGACCGCGAUGAUGGGUAUGCAAGGUAUGCCGAUGGGCAUGCAGGGCAUGCAGGGUAUGCAGGGUAUGCAGGGUAUGAGGCCGAUGAUGUGUACUAUCCCAGGUGCUUCCGCCGCUCCUGGCGGUAUGAUGGUUGCGGGAGGAGCUGCACCCAUGAUGGCCAUGCCUGGUGCGAAUCCCAUGAUGGCUGGUCCUAAUUUGCAGCAGCAGCAUCCUCAAUCUCAACCCGCUGCAGCAGCUCAGCCACAAGGCAAUGCUGUCCAACUCGAUCCCUUUGGUGCUCUGUGAAGGGAUUAGGAUUCCAAAUGGAAUUAAGAAGACGGAGCUACGUUUUGUAAAUACCGUGUAAUAUGCCUAGAAAGAAAAGAAACAAAGCUAAUGUGUCCCGCUUUUCUCUGUUAGACCAUCAAUCUCUGAUUAUUGAUUGUCAUUCAAAUCGUCUCACUAUGAAUACAAUCGAUAAAUUGUAUCAUACUUCCUGUAAUAUUCUCGCCGAGUAUACAAUAUGAUGUUACUCCGAUAUCGCGUCCUUCCCGUGAGCAUCGGUGAAAGUUAAAUGUUGUUAGGUGAAUAUCUGUCUACUUUUUAUGUGAAAAGAGACAAGUUGAGUCCGAAUUAACUUCGACCGAUAUUUACAGGAACCACGCGUAGACAGGGCGCUUUUCUCCGCCUUGAAAGUCCGUAGGCGGACUUAAUUAUGUAGCUUAGAUUGAGAGUUGUUCGGACGCGAAUUGCGUUUAGAAUAACACGAACAUGCAAUGAAUUUUCCUGGUGAGGAUUAACUGUGAUAGUAUUGCGCCGUGUGCCGCGCUGAACAGUUUUUCUUCGUUGAUACGUCGAGUAAGCCUAUUGUCGAAGAUGCAUUUUCUAAGUUCGAUGAAAGAUUUCCGUAAUUAUGUAGCGAUAUUUAGGUAAAACGAUUAGUUUUUACAUUAAGGCGGAACGGGAGGGGGGAGAUUGUAUAUCCGAUAAUGAGGUCUGUAAGAGUGCGUUAUCGAAUACGAUAAAGACACUUGGUUCGUUAUGGUUCUAAACGUAUUCGCGUUAGAUUAUAUACACGUAGCUGACGAUUGCACAUACCAAUGUCCGCGUUAAUGUUAAAGAAGCCAGUAGGCUAAAAUUGAAAAAAA